Messenger RNA from Cyprinodon tularosa, 3211 nucleotides. Its product is annotated as protein NLRC3-like. The coding region runs from base 1 to 2832 and encodes 943 amino acids. The record is from RefSeq and is a predicted model, not a curated record. Lineage: Eukaryota; Metazoa; Chordata; Actinopteri; Cyprinodontiformes; Cyprinodontidae. Gene Ontology annotation, molecular function: protein binding. The transcript has 10 exons.
AUGGAAGAAAUCCAGGGAGAGAGAACCAAACCUUCAGCUUGCAGGAGAGACCCAGCAACCUCAGACCCAGAGGGUCAGAGACAGAGAUCAGAGUCUCCAGGAUCCAGCUGUCUGUCCGUGAGGAGUGACCACUCCAGAGAUAUCCCUGAAGUCUUCAGUAAUGAACCCUUAAACACAGAGGGUCAGAGACAGAGAUCAGAGUCUCCAGGAUCCAGCUGUCUGUCCGUGAGGAGUGACCACUCCAGAGAUAUCCCUGAAGUCUUCAGUAAUGAACCCUUAAACACAGAGGCAACGGAAAAGAUUGGUGUUUGCAGUGGCUUUGUACAAGCAGACACUGGUUUACUGGAUGUUUUAAAUGAACAUAAAGAUUGUCUGAGAAAACGAUGUGAAACCGUGACUGAAGGAACUGGAGAACCAGGAAAUAGAACCCUCUUAAACAAAAUCUACAUUGAGCUCUACAUCACAGAGGGCCUAAAUGAAGAGGUGAAUACCCAACAUGAGGUGCGGCAAUUGGAGACCAAUUCCAGAAAAAAGAUCCUCAAUGAUACCCCAAUCAAGUGCAAAGACAUCUUCAAACUUUUACCUGACCAAAGUGGACCUAUCAGAGUAGUUCUGACCAAUGGUGUUGCUGGCAUUGGAAAAACCUUCUCAGUGCAGAAAUUCACUCUGGACUGGGCCGAGGGUUUAGAGAACCAAGAUGUCAGUGCGGUGGUUCUGAUAUCAUUCAGGGAGCUGAACUUUAUCAGAGAUGCCGAACACAGUCUUCUCACACUGCUCUAUGUUUUUCAUCCAACACUCCAGAAGAUCCCUGCAGAGAAGCUGACUGGCUGUAAACUUGUCUUUAUAUUUGAUGGUCUGGAUGAAAGCAAAAUUUCUCUGGACUUUAGCAACAGUAAAGUCAUUUCUGACGUCACACAGAAGUCAUCAGUCAACGUUCUGCUGACAAACCUCAUCAAGGGGAACCUGCUUCCCUCGGCUCUCGUCUGGAUAACUUCCCGACCUGCAGCAGCCAAUCAGAUCCCUUCUACAUGCUUUGACAGGGUAACAGAAGUACGAGGCUUCACUAAUGAGCAGAAGGAGGAGUACUUCAGAAGGAGAUUCAGUGAUGAGGCUCUUUCCACCAAAAUAAUCUCCCACAUUAAGGGAUCCAGGAGCCUCCACAUCAUGUGUCAUAUCCCAGUUUUCUGCUGGAUCACUGCUACAGUUCUGGAGAACAUGCUGACCAAAGGGCAACAGCAUGAGCUACCUAAGACCAUGACUGACAUGUACUCACACUUCCUGCUGGUUCAGAUAAGGAGAAAAAGGAACAAGUACCAUGAAGGACAUGAGACGAGUCCUCACGAGCUGAUGGAGGCGAACAGGGAGAUUCUUUUGAAGCUUGGGAGACUGGCGUUUGAGCACCUAAAGAAAGGAAACAUCAUGUUCUAUGAAGAGGAUCUGAAACAGUGUGGUCUUGAUGCCACAGAGGCCUUGGUCUACUCAGGAGUUUGUACAGAGAUCUUCAAACAAGAGUUUGGUAUCUUCCAGAAACCAGUCUACUGCUUUGUUCACUUUAGCAUCCAGGAGUUUCUGGCUGCAGUCUACAUGUUCCACUGUUACACCAACAGGAAUUCUGGAGUGAUUGAGAGAUUCCUGGGAAAACAAUUCAAGAAAUUCUUUCUGCGGGAUUUUCUGGGCAUGAUCAUGGAGAAAGCCUGUAGAAGUAAAACUGGCCAUCUGGAUCUGUUUGUUCGAUUCCUUCAUGGCCUCUCUGUAGAGUCCAACCAAAGACUUCUUCAAGGCCUUUUAGGGCAGACAGAGAACAGCCCAGAAACACUUCAGAAAGUGAUUGACAAGCUGAAGAAGAUGAACACGGGUAAAAUACCUCCUGACCGAAGCAUCAACAUCUUCCACUGUCUGAUUGAGCUGAAUGACCCAUCAGUUCAUCUAGAGAUCCAAGAGUUCCAAAGGUCGGGGGACAGAUCAGGAAAGAAACUCUCAGAAGUGCACUGCUCAGCUCUUGCCUACAUGGUGGAAAUGUCAGAGGAAGUUCUGGAUGAGUUGGACCUAGAGAAGUACAACACAUCCGAUAAGGGACGAUUGAGGCUGAUUCCAGCUGUGAGGAACUGCAAGAAGGCUCGCUUUUUUAACUGUGGGCUCUCAUUGACACACUGUGAGGUUGUGGCCUCUGCUCUGAAGUCCAGUACUUCUUAUUUGAUUGAGUUGGACCUGAGCUGGAAUGAAAUAAGAGAUUCUGGCGUAAAGAUUCUUUGCUCUGGAUUGGAAAGUCCAAACUGCAGACUGGAGAUGUUGAGGUUGGAGCUCUGCAGUUUGACAGAGACCAGCUGCACAUAUCUGGUCUCAGCCCUGAGGUCCAACCCCUCCCACCUCACCCACCUGAACCUGGGGGAGAACAGCCUGAAAGAUGCUGGAGUGAAGGAGCUCUGCAGUUUUCUGGAGAGUCCCUGCUGCAGAAUAAAGACUCUGAGAUUAUGGGGCUGCAGUUUGACAGAGGUCAGCUGUGCUUCUCUGGCCUCAGCGCUGAAGUCCAACCCCUCCCACCUGAAAGAACUGAACCUGAGCUGGAACUACAUACUGAAGGACACCGGUGUGAAGGCGCUCUGUGGGCUUCUAGAGAGUCCCUGCUGCAAAAUGGAGUCUCUGAGCAUUAAGGACUGCGGGCUGACCGAGGUCAGCUGUGCUUCUUUGGCCUCGGCUCUGAAGUCCAACCCCUCCCAUCUGACAGAAUUGGACAUAAGUGAGAACUUGUUAAAAGAUCCAGAUGUGAAGCCGCUGUUGAAGCUUGUGAAGAGUUCAGGAUCCAAACUGGAGACUCUGAGAUGGAGGUUAUAAUCUGUAGAAAGAGGUCUAUUUGCUUUGCCAUGAUGAUCCACAGAUGGGGAAUCAACAGUAACAUGAAAGUUGUCCUUAGUCAUGAUGAUGGUUUCAUUUACUGAUUUUUAUUUUUUCUGUUUUUUUCAUGCAUAUAUUUUAUUGAAUGAGAUUAUUUUGUUUGUUCAUGUGAACACUGAAUAUGUAAUCUGAAUUAAACUUCCACAGGUUUUUAAUCUGAAUUUGUAUGCAUCUAUGAGAAUUUACAUUAAAGAGGUAUGACAGAGUUUUCUAAUGAUACUGCCACCUGUGGCCAAAACACAGAACUGCAGCUCUCUUUUUAUUACUUCUUUUAACCUUUCAUGUAGUUGUACAGUAGAGGAUUAGGGCCAAUAAAAAA